This is a messenger RNA of Tetrahymena thermophila SB210, 1623 nucleotides long. RefSeq names its product 6-phosphofructokinase. Gene Ontology annotation, cellular component: cytoplasm. Gene Ontology annotation, molecular function: 6-phosphofructokinase activity. The transcript is spliced from 11 exons. Gene Ontology annotation, biological process: glycolytic process; fructose 6-phosphate metabolic process. NCBI's taxonomy places the organism in Eukaryota, Ciliophora, Oligohymenophorea, Hymenostomatida, Tetrahymenidae. The record is from RefSeq and is a predicted model, not a curated record.
AUGGAAAAAAACACUGUUUUGACUACAAGCAUUGGUGUUUCAGUUGGUGUAUUAACAUCUCUUCUCAUCAAUUAUCUCAGAAAUUAAAAAGCUGAGUGCAAACAAUAAAGACAAUCUUUGGCUAUUACAGAAUCCGAAUAACCAUAUGAAGAUGAUGAUGCUAAGAGAAGAAAAGUUAUCUAAGAGCUCAUUAAAACUAACAAAGGCAAGUACAAAGAAUUCCAUAGACUUAAAAUUAAGGAUGGUGCAUUAGUUGGAAAUUCAUUACUUGAUGAAAUCAGAUUCCUUGACAGUGCUCUUUGUGAAAUAGAGAAAGUUCCUAACCUCAUUAUUGAUUUAGGAUUAGACAUCUUUGAAGAGGUAGUUAACCCUAUUGCAAGACACACUCAUAAAGAUACUUUUAUUAAUACAAACUCAUUUAUUUUAUCCUAUGCUGCAUUUGGUCCUUCUUAAAUGAUUCAAAAUGCUAAGAGAUGGUUAAGAGCUGGUCCUCGUUAUCACAAUUACUUUAGACCUGACUAAUCAAAGGUUUUGAUUGUGACAUAAGAUGGCCUUUGCCCUGGUUUGAAUGUCGUCAUUAGAGAAAUUGUUAUGCACUUAAAUUACAACUAUUAGGUUGAAUAAAUCUAUGGAGCCAAAUUUGGUUGGAAAGGUAUUUACGAGGAAGACUGGGUUCAAUUAAUUCCCAGCUAAAUUAAAACUAUCCAUCACAGAGGUGGUACCUUCAUAGGAACUUCAAGAACUGGUUUUGAUAGAGAUAAAAUUAUUGAAACACUUAUCAAGCACAAUUUUAAUUAGCUCUAUGUCAUCUGCGGAAACAAAUCCAUGGGUCAAGUUCUUGAACUUUAUUAUGAAAUCAGAAGAAGAAAACUCAAUAUUGGUGUUUGUAACAUUCCAAGAAGCGUCGAUAAUGAUAUUCCUAUUAUCGAUGAAUCAUUUGGUUAUUAAUCUUGUGUUGAAGAAGCUUAAAGAGUAAUUGAUAGUGCUUGGGUCGAAUCUCGUUCCCAUAGAAAUGGUGUUGGUAUUAUUAGAGUUAUGGGAUAAAAGAGUGGAUUUAUUGCUAUGGGUGCUUGUCUUGCAUCUCGUUGUGUAAAUGUAUGUUUGAUCCCUGAAUUUAAUUACGAUCUAUAUGGAAAGAGUGGUGUCCUUGACUAUAUCAAAUAGAGAAUUAUUAAGAAGGGUCAUUGUAUAGUUGUUGUUUCUGAAGGAGCCAACAGCUCAUUUGCUGAUGCUGAUGAUGUUCCUGGUGAUGUUGGUAAAUUCUUAUAAGAUGAAAUUCAAAAGUUUUGUGCUUAAGACAAUACUGAAGUUACUGUAAAAUAUUUUGAUCCUUUAUAUAUGCUUCGUGCUGUUAGAGCUAAUGCUUAUGACACCAAAUAGUGCAGUACUCUUGCUUAAAACGCAGUACAUGGUUUAAUGGCAGGUUUCACUGGGUUUUCUAUUGGUCACGUCCAUAACAAGACUUGUUUCAUACCUCUUGAAGAAAUGCUUAGUGGAAAUUAUAGAAAUAGAAUAGUAGCAAGUAACAAAAACUGGUAGAGAUUACUAGCUUCUACUGGUUAGCCAUCCUUCAUCAAUGAAGAAGAAUUAAAGAAAAUAAUUGGAACUAGCAAAUAAGAAUGA